Messenger RNA from Fusarium coffeatum, 1566 nucleotides. RefSeq lists its product as uncharacterized. The record is from RefSeq and is a predicted model, not a curated record. Gene Ontology annotation, cellular component: cytosol; mitochondrion. NCBI's taxonomy places the organism in Eukaryota, Fungi, Ascomycota, Sordariomycetes, Hypocreales, Nectriaceae. Gene Ontology annotation, biological process: glycolytic process; intracellular glucose homeostasis; glucose 6-phosphate metabolic process. The transcript is spliced from 3 exons. Gene Ontology annotation, molecular function: D-glucose binding; fructokinase activity; glucokinase activity. Bases 1 to 1566 code for a protein of 521 amino acids.
AUGAUGAGCUCCUCCUUAUCAAUCGAUGAGUUCCUAGAACCUUUGUCAGUCGAUAUUGACAAGAUCGAUGAACUAUCCCAGCAUUUUCUUGAAGCGUUCGAGAAGCUUGCCAGCGACUCUGAGAACCAGUUCUUACCAACACCAAUUUCAGAGGCUAUUCUGCGUCCAGAUGCUAAGAGAAGAAAAGGAUGUCACCUAGCCAUUGACAUAGGAGGUACGAAUCUGAGAGUGGGUUUUGUCCAACUCGGCAACGAUGCCGCGUCAUCUGCUACGCCUGACCAAACCAACGGGGAUAUAAGUAACGGACUCGGGGAGAGCUCUGUUACAAGGAAAGUCAGGAGACUUUUGGAGAAAUCAUGGCCCAUCGACGAGCAUCUGAAGAACGAAAACCCCGACAGCCUCUUUCUCUGGAUUGGUAAAUGUAUCGCCGAAGUCGUCCAAGAUGGGUGCAAGACGCUGCAACUUCAAUCCGACCAGCCAAUGCCACUCGGCGUAACUUUCAGCUUUCCUAUGGUACAGCAUUCGAUAUCGCGGGCCAAAAUCAUGCAGAUGGGGAAAGGAUUCGCAAUCUCCUCUGAUCAGGACCUAGGUGACCGACUUACCGAUGGAUACAACCGUGCAAAGACACCAGAGCUGCCGCCUAUUCGAGUCGAGGCGAUCGCCAAUGACUCAGUAUCAACACUAGUCUCCUUCAUCUUUAACUUUGAUGAAGCUCAAAACCGACGUGCUUGUAUGGGUUUGAUUCUAGGUACUGGCUGUAACGCAACGAUCCCCCUAAAGUUGAGCCAACUCAACUCAUCCAAACGUCCGCCUAGUGUUGUUGCCCGACCAGAAGAACGAGCAGAGGAUGUCAAGAUCGCGAUCAACACUGAAUGGAGCAUAAACGGCACUGCACCUCCCAUGCACAAGGUUGGGCUGGUCACAAAAUGGGACGAAGCACUCGAUAAACAAGGCGAGUUGAACAGCUUUCAACCAUUGGAGUAUCUAACUUCCGGUCGGUAUCUGGGUGAACUGGGACGAAUCAUGUUGGUCGACUACUUGACGGAACACUUAGGCAUUGCUGCAGAAACGUUACCAAAGGCGCUGCUACAACGGCACAACCUCACAACCACAUUUCUGAGUCACUUUAGACCUCUCCGACCAUCGGCUCUCAUGAACAGCUUGCAGCAAGAAUUCCCCGAAUCAUCAGGGGCAGCUCCAUUUGAAUGGACUGAAAAUAUUGCAGCUGCACUAUAUCACAUUGCCAAAGCAAUUGAGGUCCGAGCAGCUGGUAUUGUAUCUGCAGCAACAUUGGCAUUGUUAACUCUGGCUGGCGAAGUUCCCAAGGACAGAACACAAGCAUUGGAACGGGACUAUGAACUCGGCGUGGGCUACACAGGAGGAUGUAUUGUUCACUUUCAGGACUAUUUGCAGGACUGUCAGAACUUUCUCGAUCAGCUCUUGAGCAAGCGAUUCGGUAACGAGAGCCCAUUGAGAGUCGUACUCAGCCCGUGUCACGACGGAGGCGUUACAGGAGCGGGAAUACUUGUGGCUGCAGCAUCGCAGAGCAAGACGAUAAAGAAGUAG